This is a messenger RNA of Triticum urartu, 568 nucleotides long. The record is from RefSeq and is a predicted model, not a curated record. Lineage: Eukaryota; Viridiplantae; Streptophyta; Magnoliopsida; Poales; Poaceae.
UCUCCUCUUCCUCCUCACCUCUCUCUCUCUCUCUCUCUCUCUCUCUACUUUGCAACCUCUAUAUAAAUGGCCACCUUUCCUCCCACACCGCCGGAUCACCCAUUCUCUCUUAGCCUCCUCUCCUCCUCAGCUCCAAGCGCUAGCUCCAAUCUAUCUCCCUCUCUCUGCCCAUUUAUCAGCCUUUAACACACGAACUCAGUCUACCGGUCCCUGGAAGAACCACUUCACGCAGGCCGUCGUUUUGUCGAUCGAUCUAACAAUGAGCAUCUCGGUGAACGGUCAAUCGUGCGUGCCGCCGGGCUUCCGUUUCCACCCAACGGAGGAAGAGCUCCUGAACUAUUACCUCCGCAAGAAGGUCGCCUCCGAGGAGAUCGACCUCGACGUGAUCCGCGACGUUGAUCUCAACAAGCUCGAGCCAUGGGAUAUCCAAGAGAAAUGUAAGAUCGGCUCGGGUCCUCAGAACGACUGGUACUUCUUCAGCCACAAGGACAAGAAGUACCCGACGGGAACGCGGACGAACCGGGCGACGGCGGCCGGGGUCUGGAAGGGAAACGGACGCGACAAGGGU